GGCCUUCACCACUACCACAGGGACCAGAGGCUGAUCGACGUGGUGGACGACGAGUGGCGACGCGAACAGCUUCCCCUGAACCCCAUCGGUGCUUCUUCUCCGCACGGCUCAGCUGGUGGUGCUCAUUCUUCGGACGUUGCUUCCUCUGCGUCAGCUUCUGCUCCGGGCCCGACGUCUGCUCUUCCCCUGCCGCCGCCGUCAUCGUCUGCUGACUCGACUCAAGCGAGAGACGCCUGGCUUGAUCUAGGCCUAGACCGCAUCGCUUAGUGCCACCUUCACCGCCAAUGGCUGGCUCUGCUGCUUCCAUGGCCGAGCCUGCUGCUGCCAUGGCCGAGCCUGCUGAGGCUUCCGUGCCUCCUGUGGAUCCGCAGGAGAGUGAAAUGCCGCACAAGCCGCCGACCGAGUCGAUGCUUGCCAAUCCCGACGCAGAGAAGACCCUGGUCGAGCCCGCCCGUCCUCCUACCUUUGUUGAUGAGCCGAAAGAAGCCGCAGUGUCCGGCGAGUCCAGCGCCAGCUACAGCGGCGAUGACGACGACGAUGCGCCCAGCGCCGAGCCGGCCGCCUCCGAGCCGGACCUCAAGGCCACAGUCGAGGCACAGGCCCGCGAAAUCGAAGAGCUCAAGGCUCUUCUCGCCGCUGCGUCGGUCCAUGCUGCCCACUCUGACUCGGGCGACGACGCCGACACAAACGCCGACGCCGAAGCCGAAGCCGACACCCUCACUCCGGCAUCACACAAGACCAAGUCGCGCAAGGCCAAGUCGCGCAAGUCGCGCAAGUCGCGCAAGUCCAAGUCGCGCAAGUCCAAGUCACGCAAGUCCAAGUCGCGCAAGUCGCGCAAGUCUCACAAGUCUCACAAGUCGGCCAAGCCCAAGGCCAAGGCCAAGGGCGACGCGAGCAGCUCGUCGGACGACGAAGAGGCCAAGGCUGAGGAACGGGCCAAGAUCGCCGGUCAGUGCCGCGCGCUGCUGUACAAAGUCCGCGGGUACAAGCCGGACAAGCUUUCGGGCGACCCGAAGCGUCUGGCGGCGCGUCUUAGGGCGGCGGCGCACGACCUCAACGCGCUCCUCCGUGACUGCGUCAUCUCCACCAAGAAGCUGCGCCGCAUCCGCACCGCGCUCCGGGAAACGCUCGACUACCUCGAGGCCGCCUCGGGCUGGCUCGGCUCGUGGUGGGGUCCGCCAACCAUCAAGUACAAGGUCAUCUGCGGAAUGUGGGACAAGGCGUUCCUCGACCUCGCGGCCGCCACAGUCAAGGCUCGCAAACGCUUUGAGCAGCUGCGCGCGGCCAACGCUUAAACCCUUUACGGUACGAAAAGGA
Thecamonas trahens ATCC 50062 is the source of this 1317-nucleotide messenger RNA. RefSeq lists its product as uncharacterized. Bases 285 to 1295 code for a protein of 336 amino acids. The transcript has a single exon. NCBI's taxonomy places the organism in Eukaryota, Apusomonadida, Apusomonadidae. The record is from RefSeq and is a predicted model, not a curated record.